AUGAGUCGGCCAAGCGCUUUUCCACAACUCGCUCCUCCGGUCCGUAACCGUUGGGUGGACCGUAACGGAGCUCAGGUUGUCGCUCUAUUGACGAAGGCUGCGAAGCACAACGAUUCGAAGACUUGCCCGAUUGCAUCUAUCCCAGUGGAUGUCAUUCUCGACAACAUCGUCCCAUUUAUGCACUAUGACCAGCCGGUGAAGAACUGCAUAUUCGUAUGUGGUGGACGAUCUUCACGUGUUAUGGACUCUAAUCGCUAUUUGAGUACGGUGGAGGUCUACGACGAUUACUCGAGGAAGUGGUCGAGAGUACCACCGAUGCGCAGCAAAAGAGUCGGUGCAGCUGCAAUGGUUGUUGGUGACCAUCUCUACGUUGUGGGCGGUUAUCGCAUCCAUCCUGAUCAACCUCUUGGAUGCGUAGAAAUUUACGACCCGUGGCUGAACCGUUGGAAGAGGCUCAGGUCGACUAUGGAUAUUCCUCGCUUUGGUCACAGUCUCGCUCUGGUUGGCGACCGUUAUUUAUACGCUAUUGGCGGCGAUUCUCAAAGGCAAUUGGUUUCCGAAGUAGAAGUCUUCGAUACUCAGACCGAGCAGUGGCUUCAACAACCAGAUUUGAAAAUAUGUCUACCGCGCCCUCUCGCGGGUGGUCGAGUUAUCGAGAAGGAUGGUCUGCUGUACAUCGUCGGCGGUGAUGUUGGCUCUUCUCCACUGCAAUUCUCGGACCUCAUCUACGUCUUGGACACUACGGUGACUCCUCACGUUUGGUCGGUACUUUCGACUCGACUGAAGGUUGGGCGUUCGGCAUGCGCCGUCGCAUGGCUUGACGAAUCCAAAUCAGCUAUCGGGGUGUUCGGUGGUUAUGUGGUGAUCGAUGGAGACUUCAAAGAAGUUGCCACUUCUGAGGUGGUGCCUCUAGACGGUUCCCAUAUCGUGCCUCUCCUUGACGCAUCAAUUCCAGGUCGGGUGAUGCCGGUCGCUCAUACGAGGAAGAUACCUGAGAUGCCAUCGACUAGAGCUGGCUGUCGUGCGGUGACUGUCGGGUGCCGUGUUAUUUUGGUCGGAGGCGAGAACCCUAUCCCUGCUAGUGCCAUGGAGGUCUCGGAUGGUUCGAGUGAAUCGGCGUCUAGUCCUGGAUCGGAGCGAUCAAAUGACUCCUCCGAUAUCUUGGCCGAGCUCAUCAAUAGCGGUGCGGCUGCAGAUCGGUCCAGUAUCUUCGCUCAGGUUGCUGCUACGCCCGACGAUCCUCCGUCGACCCCUAGUCGGUCCCAAGAUCCUGCAAGACCGGUUUCUAUUGAUGAGGCUGUUACCAGAGCGAUGCAACGAUACUUCACUCUGGUGCACAGCAGUCGCCCGAGCUCUGAUAGUGGCUCUCAACGUGAACGUGAUGCUGCGGCACAAUUGCUACAAGAGAUUACGAGAGCUCUCCGCAUACAAGCGGUGCACGCCAGACGACUUAAUGAGCCUGUGAGAGUAGUCCACGACAAGCCUCUGGUGUUCGACUCAUCGAAGUGGGCGUGGGUCGAUGAGCAGGCGUUGUUCGCUGGACGGACCGCAGCAGCAAUUUCUGUUGGGUCUGUGUUUCCGUGCUUCUGCGAGAAGGAGAUGAAAGUUUAUACUCGUUAUCAGUUGUUCGUUUGA
Molecule: messenger RNA, 1635 nt
Organism: Perkinsus marinus ATCC 50983
Lineage: Eukaryota; Perkinsozoa; Perkinsida; Perkinsidae
Exons: 2
Coding region: 1-1635 (544 amino acids)
Molecular function (GO): protein binding
Source: RefSeq, a predicted model, not a curated record